UAAUUUUAAAUGAUAAAAAAAUGAAUACGAAAUUUCAUUAUAUACUUUUGACUGGUCCUCCUGGAAUUGGGAAAACAACAUUGGUGCGUAAAAUAUGCGAAGAUUUAUUAAAUACACAUGAAAUAGCAUGUGAUGGUUUCUUUACGGAAGAAGUGCGUGAUUUAAGAGGAGAGCGCGUUGGUUUCGAUGUGAUUACCCUUCAAGGAAAGCGAGGAAUUUUAGCAAGGUCAAAGCCUUCGGAUAACCUUAAAAGACCUCGUAUUGGCAAAUACUCUGUUUACAUUCAGGAAUUUGAAGAACUUGCUUUACCUAUAUUAAGGUCAGACAACCACAAGCGGCAAUUGUUAGUUAUCGACGAAAUCGGUAAAAUGGAGCUAAUAAGUAAGAAAUUUGAAAUGGCUGUAAAUUUUUGCAUAGAUAAAUGUAUAAUAUUAGCUACAAUACCGCAAAAAAUGCAUCAUAGUUUGCUUUUGGUGCAAAAGCUGGAGACAAAUCCUAAAACGAGAUUAUAUGUUAUAGGCAAGGACAAUCGCAAUAAACUACACGUUGAAAUUGUUCAAACUGUGCUAAAUGCAUUAAAAAAUUAAAUCCAUUUUAAUAAAUGUUAGACUAUCACGUUUUGUUGAUGGCAAUAUGUUUGCACAUAUGUCAACGGUUUCUUUGAGGGAUUUUUGAUCGAAAUAUUUCAAAAUAUUACUAGUUUAAUUUGAUAAUAGCGGAGAGGAAAAGUAAUUUAUUUCCAAAGUAGAAACUUAACUUUGGAAAGCUGGCAUACGUACAGUAAGCUGAAAAAAGCUUUAGAUAAAUCUUUCAGUAAUGAAAAUAGCGUUUAUUCUUUCCAUCACGGCAGGUUCAUUAAAAAAAAUAUUUUAGUGAGAUGCAAAACUUUGUCUUCAAGAUUUACUGAUGAGUUUUAUUGCGACUGUUCGCUUUAGAAAGAGAAAUAAACAGAAGAUUCCCUUUGUAUGCCAAUGCUCGGCAGCGAUAGCGAUAAGUGAUAUUCUGCCUGUACAAAUGCCUAAAGUAAACCUAUUAGCGUUAUGCAAGCACUGAGAGCUUGCAAGACCUUGCUUUUGUUUAUUCAUUGAGAUAUACAUAUUAUUUCUCAUAAUAAUACGAAGUAUUCUUGGGGAAUACAUUAGACGGACAUAAUCGCGCCGUU
Messenger RNA from Glossina fuscipes, 1162 nucleotides. Its product is annotated as cancer-related nucleoside-triphosphatase homolog. Bases 21 to 587 code for a protein of 188 amino acids. Gene Ontology annotation, molecular function: ATP hydrolysis activity. Lineage: Eukaryota; Metazoa; Arthropoda; Insecta; Diptera; Glossinidae. The record is from RefSeq and is a predicted model, not a curated record. The transcript is spliced from 2 exons.